Molecule: messenger RNA, 795 nt
Organism: Rhizopus microsporus ATCC 52813
Lineage: Eukaryota; Fungi; Mucoromycota; Mucoromycetes; Mucorales; Rhizopodaceae
Product: GINS complex, Psf3 component
Exons: 7
Coding region: 69-644 (191 amino acids)
Biological process (GO): mitotic DNA replication initiation
Cellular component (GO): GINS complex
Source: RefSeq, a predicted model, not a curated record
AAAACGCGACUAUUUUUUAACGCAUUUUUUCAAAUAUUGGGUUUUUUUCUCCUUUUUGUUGAUGUAUAAUGGAUCUCGAUCAGUACUAUGAUUUUGACAGCAUAUUAGCAGAACAUACAAAAGUGCCAUGCAUAGCUCUUUGUGAUUUCGAAAAGGAUGUCAACCUUUUAGGGGACGAAACACCUGUCUCUCGCAAUACACGUAUAGAAUUACCGUACUGGGUUGCAAAACCAUUAGCUCAAUAUACCUCGCCAAGUGAAGGCAAUCUGAUUGUAGUUGAAAUGCCAAAAACAUAUGGAACCAGAGUUCGAAAUAUGUUGCUAGCAAGUCCAGAAAGCGUAGAUUUUCGAUCACUAAGUGGAUAUUAUUAUGAAUUUGGAGUGAAGUUGAUAGAAUUUCUAAUUGAUGAUCAAUUACCGCAUAUAAUAGACAAGGCAUUUAAACAAAGACUUAAAAGUAUUAUGAACUACUCCCAGUCAUCAGGAUCAACUAUUGGCAUAGAAUUUAUUCAAAGGCUAGAUGAAACAGAGAAAGACUUGUAUAGAUUAGGACAACAAAGUGCUUCUGAUUUCAGAAAGUGGCUGGAUAGAGCAAUUUAUAAAAUUAAGAACGUUGACAUAGCAUCAAACAGAUCUUUUACAUAACCCCCUUUCUUUUUCCAUUUGAAUUUUAAUGGAAAUAAACCUUUUCAUCAUCAACAUUCUCUGUUUGACAGAUUGAUCUUGUUACACAAAGCGACAUCUUGUCUUGAGCUGUGUGCCAGUGGCAAUGAAAAUAAUGGUUAUUACAACUUGC